Messenger RNA from Aspergillus heteromorphus CBS 117.55, 598 nucleotides. RefSeq lists its product as uncharacterized. The record is from RefSeq and is a predicted model, not a curated record. The transcript has a single exon. Bases 124 to 450 code for a protein of 108 amino acids. NCBI's taxonomy places the organism in Eukaryota, Fungi, Ascomycota, Eurotiomycetes, Eurotiales, Aspergillaceae.
UGAUGAUGCGACCUUAUUUCAUUGUCUUUGACUUUUUUUUUUUUUUUUCAGCAUCUGUAACGGUGACAAGCCCCGGGGGACUUACGUAGGCAGGGCUAUCCCCCUCCCUCCUUCCCCUCUGAUAUGAUCUCAACUGCAGAUGCCACAAUGCCUACCUCAUCUGCAGUCCAGCGAGGCUUGGUCUUGAUGCGUCAACCCCCCCCCCCUCUUCCCCCUCAUUUUCAGCCAUUCUCCUCCUCUGGCCUCUCUCCCUCUCCCUCUCGUUGGUGCUUCGCUCCCAACGCCGAGGGUCGUGUCGUCAUGACUGAUCCUGGCCGAUGGAGUUCUCCGGGGCGAUCACCAGGAUUGUUUGGUUCGGACUUUGAUCUACCAUUCUCCUCUCCUCAGGAACACCCAUGGCCUGGAGGGAGUACUUGUGGUUCGACAAAUGAGAGCCUGAAUUCCCGGUAAUCGGCGUAUCGGCACGCUCUGCUCCACCGUUCCGUUCCCACCGGCCUUUCAUCUUCCUUAGUCAUGUCAGUCAUGCCCACUUCGGGACCCACUGUGUCGGCGUGUACCGGCCGUACCUAUCUAGUAGUUUACUAGCAAGGUACUCUCC